AUCCGUCCUGAACUGUUUUUUUUUGACAGACUACAAGUAUAGCGAUUGUACAAUCUUACACAAGGCAUUCCUUUACCCCAGUACUCCUCAUUCUUAUACAGCGCAAGUGACGCGUCAGUGGACGCGCCUACUGAACGACAACACAACUCCUCCAAUAUGUAUUACGGCGUAACGGGUUUAUGCACAGCACAGACUAACGAAGAUACCCGAACAGGAACAAUACCCAAACUCCAGUGAUAAAAUAGGGAUGGAGUUUGGAAUUUCAAUGAAACAUAUCACCGAAUGAAACAAAUGGAUAAGGACCAACCCAGCUGUGUUUUACAAUCUCUGUUCUAAAACAACUGGAGGAACUGUGACCGGGAUAAUUACAAGGACAUUUGUGUCAAAGAAGUGCAAGGGCUUUCAGGUGAAUAAUCUAUGAGGACCUCUGCUUACACAUGGUAGGUAGUGUUGCAGCAAUGGAAAAAUCCAUGGAGGACUACGACAAUUACACCUACGAUUAUCUGGAGUACGGAGACUUCGAUGAAGAAAAAGCCCCAGACGGAUACUCCCAGAAGGAGGCUAUGCACAUCAUAUCAGUCGUCAUGUAUAGUAUUUCAUUUGUGCUCGGCGUCACUGGAAAUGGAACAGUCAUAUGGGUGUUGGCAUUUAAAAGCAAACGGACAGUGAACAGUGUCUGGUUGCUGAACAUGGCUAUAGCAGAUUUUGUGUUUGUGCUCUUUUUACCCUUCUCUAUCGACUACGUCCUUCGAGACUUCCACUGGUGCUUUGGCCUGGUCAUGUGUAAGCUAAACUCGUUUGUGUCUGUGAUGAACAUGUAUGCCAGUGUGCUCUUUCUCACAAUGCUCAGUCUAGACAGGUAUGUCUCAUUGAUUCACCUUAGCUGGUCUCAGAGGUGUCGCAGUGUAUGGCGAGCCUGGAUCGUAUGUGGCUGUGUGUGGGGGGUGUCUGCUCUACUGAGCCUCCCUACCCUGAUAUUCCGUGAUACUGUGAGUUACCAUGACCGGGUGUUGUGCUUCAACAACUUUAAUGUCCAGGAUAGACAUACAGCUGCUGUGAGACACAUUACGUUGGUGGUCAUCCGUACAGCAGUGUGCUUCUUACUGCCCUUCAGUGCUGUCUGUGUGACUGGAAUUCUCCUGGCAAUCAAAGUCCACCAGUCUGACGAUUCUGUGUGCCUGUCUAGCUUUUCUAAGACAGUUUCAGCUGUCAUUCUGGCCUUCUUUUUGUGCUGGGCACCAUUCCAUAUCUUUAGUUUAAUGGAGCUUUCCUUCAACUCAUCACUGUACCUACAUGCUGUUCUGAAGACAGGCUUUCCUCUUGCUACGAGCUUAGCCUAUUUCAACAGCUGCGUCAACCCCUUCAUCUACGUGCUGGUGGGUAAGAAGGUUCGCCAGCUCCUGAAACGCUCGUGUCUGGACAUCACAAAGAGUUCUCUGCGGGAGCUCAACCAGUCCAUCUCUGCAACAGAAUCAGUGUCUGUAGCUGACAUAAGAGCUCCAUACAUCAGUGCACCACAGGAUCCCACAGAAUCAUCAACUGUUUGAUUAUACUGAUCUAAUCCCACAGUUACCUAUAGCAGAAACUGCCAUUUGACCUAAAAGAACCAGCCUGACCAUUCUUUUAGUCCAAAUGUGACUUAUUUUAUAUUUUACUUCGUGUAACAUUUGUGCUAGUUGUUUGAGUUGGAUACUUCCAAGUAGCAAUUACUUUGAGUGCCAAGGUCUGUUUGAGUGCCACGGUCUGUUUGAGUGCCAAGGUCUGUUUGAGUGCCCUCAUAGGAAAACUUGAGUAAAGACAUACACUAAAAGUAUAACUUGCACAGGGGAAAAGAAGCAACUUUAUUUAAUGAUUUUAAAAAGAAGUAUCUGAUCCUAUUUACCGCAAAGACUAAUAGGAAAGGAGGCCACCCUUCCCCACUGUCUCUGGAACAGACUGUCUCUGGAACAGGCUGUCUCUGGAACAGACUGUCUCUGGAACAGGCUGUCUCUGGAACAGACUGUCUCUGGAACAGACUGUCUCUGGAACAGACUGUCUCUGGAACAGGCUGUCUAUGGAACAGGCUGUCUCUGGAACAGACUGUCUCUGGAACAGGCUGUCUCUGGAACAGACUGUCUCUGGAACAGACUGUCUCUGGAACAGGCUGUCUCUGGGACAGGCUGUCUCUGGAACAGACUGUCUCUGGAACAGACUGUCUCUGGAACAGGCUGUCUAUGGAACAGGCUGUCUCUGGAACAGGCUGUCUCUGGAACAGACUGUCUCUGGAACAGGCUGUCUCUGGAACAGGCUGUCUCUGGAACAGACUGUCUCUGGAACAGGCAGUCUCUGGAACAGACUGUCUCUGGAACAGACUGUCUCUGGAACAGGCUGUCUCUGGAACAGACUGUCUCUGGAACAGACUGUCUCUGGAACAGGCUGUCUCUGGAACAGACUGUCUCUGGAACAGGCUGUCUCUGGAACAGGCUGUCUCUGGAACAGACUGUCUCUGGAACAGACUGCCUCUGGAACAGGAAUGAUUAGAAGCAGAUCUACCAUUUUCAAAAAACACUUUGUAUUUAGAUUUCGGUCAUCAAACAAAUCCAAGUUUAACCCUGACGGGAAUUGAGUCCUUCUCUGUCUUGUUGCGUUGAAAAGUUUCCCAUUACAAGUUGAUUUGCUGUUGUAGUGUACUCUGUUAUUAUAUGUCUGCUGUACACAUGAGACAAAUUCUAUUAGGCCGUUCUUUUUAUGUUGUAAUUAUAUUAAGUGUAUAAAUUAAUCUCAAUGUUUAAAUGACAUUUUCUAAUAGUGUUCACAUUGUCAAUCACUGUGUGCGAUUUUUUUUUUUGUGGGAAUUUGAAAUAUAUGAGGGACAUCUGGCAUGCAAUUGACUUGUUAAUUGUAAUAUAAAGGAAUAAACAAUGAAUCCAGUCCCUUCUCUGUAUUGGUAGUGGGUGUUAAUAUGUUUUCCUUCUGUGUUAUACAGACGCAGUGCCAGAAGUGCCGUUAUAUAGAGUGGUGCUCAAUCUAACAGGACCAACGGUAUAUUGCCUGUAACCUCAAUUAUGGUUACAAUACCCUGUAGAUGGAAUGAAAAUACUACACACAUAGUUGAUGGAAGCAGGAAACACAAGACCUGAAUACCUAACACCUAUUCAGGUAUAGCUAGAGAGAGUUUUGCCGCUCUCCACUCUCACAGAUGUGCAUUUCCAAUAAAGGCGUUUCGCUGUACUUGUGCACGUGACAAUAUAACUUGAAACAGUACCUCACUUAGUCCUAACUGCUGGCUUCCUGAAGUUCAGUCCAGUUGUUUACAAUGUAAAUGCAGCUAUUUCCUGUUAUUGCCAAAACCCCCCAUAGCAAACAAACCGAGAUGACUUGAGUUUGGUUGAGUGAAGUCCACAUCUGGGACCAUGGCCUCAAAGAACAUCAACUGUAUCAUUGUUUGUUAAUUACCCCCAUUUCCUCCAUCAAUAUUGUGACGCCUGCCCCCGCUCCCCCUCUCUGGUGCUCAAGCUUGCCAGGCGGCCCAUCAUUACGCACACCUGUCACCAUCGUUACGCGCAUCAGCGUUUCCUUGGACUCACCUGGACUCCAUCACUUAUUGAUUGCCUCCCCUAUAUCUGUCUAUUCCUCAGUUUCAUUCCUGUGUCAGCAUUAAUGUUGUUUUGUUCCCCCUGUCCAGAUGCUGUCCUUGAUUAGUGUCAUGUCGGUUAUUUAUUCAAUAUUCACUCCUUGUACUUGCUUCUCGUCUCCCAGUGUCUGUCCUCACAAAUAUAUUGAUGCAAUGCUUGGAAAAGUGGGCUAUUGACAUUUGAUUCAGAUUAAUUUAACUGGCAAAUGGAUGGAAUUGUUAAAUAAAAAAUAAUUUGGAAUGAAUGAAACAAGAUUAGGGUUUUUGGACAUUUAAUCUUAGAUUUCGGCACAAUUUGAAUUGAAUUGAGAUAGGAAUGAAAAUCAAUUGCAUCUCAGUGAAGCAAAAGCAUUCUGCAAGUCAUUGAUGGAAAUGAAUUGCUCAGCCAGUGAGAACGUCUGAAAUUCUCUCACAUGACAUGCAAAGAAAUGACCAGUAGACUAAUUAACAGAUUAAAAACACUACUAAAAUGUUUAUUGUUGAGUAGUUGUGUUUAAUUAGAAAUACUAACAUGUUUAUUGUUGAGUAGUUGUGUAUAAUUAAAAAUACUAACAUGUUUAUUGUUGAGUAGUUGUGGUUAAUUAAAAAUACUAAAAUGUUUAUUGUUGAGUAGCUGUGUUCACUAUUGGUAGAUAAUGCAUUCAUAGAGAUAUGGCAAUUUAUCGAUUAGAUAGCAGUGUUGGGGAGUAGUAAACAACAUGUACACUACUGUAAACAACAUGUACACUACUGUAAACUGUCACAUUCUGACCUUUAUUUCCUGUGUUUUGUAUUUAGUUAGUAUGGUCAGGGCGUGAGUUGGGUGGGCAGUCUAUGUUUGAUUUUCUAUGAUUUGGGGUUUUCUAUGUUUCGGCCUAGUAUGUUUUAAACUUUUUUUUAAACUGUCACGAGUCCGACCGAGGGUGUUUCCUCUUCCCGGGCGGGUGGCGCUCGGCGGUCGUCGUCACCGGCCUAUUAGCUGCCACUGAUUGUUUUUCCUCCCCCUCCUUGUAUGUUUAGUGGUAGCACCUGUGUAGGGUUAAUUAGUUUGCCUUUAUUAGACAGCCGGCCCGCCUGGUUGUUGUGCGGGAUUAUUUCUAUGUAACCUUCGGCUCUGUUGUUCCUGCCUUUGUGUUUUGCACCAGAUAGGGCUGUUUAGGGUUUCACACGUUUCUUGUUUUGUUGUAUCAGUUGUUCAUGAGUAAGUUUACAUAUUAAAAGAACCAUGGACA
Oncorhynchus kisutch (coho salmon) is the source of this 4824-nucleotide messenger RNA. Its product is annotated as G-protein coupled receptor 1. Gene Ontology annotation, biological process: chemotaxis; positive regulation of cytosolic calcium ion concentration; complement receptor mediated signaling pathway. Gene Ontology annotation, molecular function: G protein-coupled receptor activity; complement receptor activity. The transcript is spliced from 3 exons. The record is from RefSeq and is a predicted model, not a curated record. The coding region runs from base 438 to 1547 and encodes 369 amino acids. NCBI's taxonomy places the organism in Eukaryota, Metazoa, Chordata, Actinopteri, Salmoniformes, Salmonidae. Gene Ontology annotation, cellular component: plasma membrane.